ACCAGAUUAUCUCUCGUUACAGGAUGUAACAGUCCAAACACAAAAAGCAACCAAUCUCUAUUUUUCUUUAUACUUUGUAUUUUUUUUUUUUUUUGAACUACUAUACUUUGUAUUCCAAAAGCAAAUAAAAGAGAGAAGUCCUGAUCCCAUCAACAACUUCAAGUCACUUUUCCACACGGUUCUCUUAUUUAUCUUAGCGACGCAAAUUUCGAUAUAGAUCCUCUUUAAUUAGUAUCUCAUCAAUCACUGUAUAGUGUAUCAGACUCUACGUUCAUUACUAUUUUCACAAGAUAAUUAAACGAGAUUAACAACACGCACUCACCAUUAACAUUAUUAUUUAUCACCAAAAAAAAACAUUAUUCAACUAAACGAAUUUUCUGUACCAUCUCAUCUCAAAUUCUCAAUCCUACCCCUUCAUUAUGACUUGGAGAGGAAGUACAAGUUUAAGUUUCACUCGAGAUAUUUUUUUUGUAUAUAUAUUGAAAACGAGUGUAUACAUACACAUAUGUACAUGCAUACAUGGAUGGAGCAAAAAGGAUUACUUGGGAUCUGUGAAAUUAGUUAAAGAGAGAGAGAGAAGAAACUGAGGGCAAAAUAGUAAUUUAAAAAGCAGAUAUUAUUCUCUGCAACAAACGAGACGCAAACAAACAAAUAUAGAGAGACAGCUUAAACCCUUCCAUAAAACCUCACAAACACACACACACAGUCUCUCUCUCUCUCUCUCUCUCUCUCUCUCUGUGUUGAAAAUGGCGGAGCCACCACCGUCGUCUUUCCAUCACCACUUCAUGUGUCCUCCUCCUCCACCAAAACACCUUCGAUCAUCAAACAAGAAACACUACUCCUUCCCCGGAUCUCAUCACCCUCCCUCCAUCCACCGCCUCUUCCCGUGCCAGUACUGUCCACGCAAGUUCUACACCUCUCAAGCUCUAGGCGGUCACCAGAACGCUCACAAACGCGAACGCGCCGCUGCUCGCCGCAACCUCGGCGUCGAUCAUCAUCAUCAUCCUCCUCCGUCGUCAAUCCUCCACGACGAAGCUGCUUUCGUUUGUCCUAACUUCUACCCUAACCAACCUCCUCAAGUAUCCGUCACAGCAACCGGAUGGUCCGGAUCAACCUGGAUCGUACCUGAUAAUCAACAGACGACGAUGAUGGUGGGUGGUGGUGGUGGUGGUUACGUCGAUCCGUAUCCGUAUCCGUUUGGUUACUACCCGUUUGGAGUUUCCUCCGGAUACAUUGAAGACGAGCCACAGCUCGAUCUUUCUCUCCAUCUCUGAAAGUAAUCUUUGCUUUUAAUUUCUGUUUCGUCUGUUUUUGUCUUUGUUCAGGUCUAUUGUAAGUACUACUUUUGGACCUGUAUAACGUUUCUAUCUCUCUGUCGUUUUAGUGUUCAUCUUCUUACUUGAAAGAUAAACUAGCUGCCUGCUACUUUUGGAUAAUAUAUAUAUCGUUUCGGUUUCGGUUUUA
Messenger RNA from Brassica napus (rape), 1464 nucleotides. Its product is annotated as zinc finger protein KNUCKLES-like. Gene Ontology annotation, biological process: negative regulation of abscisic acid-activated signaling pathway. Bases 747 to 1274 code for a protein of 175 amino acids. NCBI's taxonomy places the organism in Eukaryota, Viridiplantae, Streptophyta, Magnoliopsida, Brassicales, Brassicaceae. The record is from RefSeq and is a predicted model, not a curated record. The transcript has a single exon.